AUGAAGAUAACGAGGAGAUGGUUGUUGACAGCACUAACACAACUCAAGACUGGCAGAACGAUGAUCUUUUUCAGGACAAUUAUGCAGAAAACAAGACAAUGUUGGAGGGAGAAGCACAGCUUGAUCAGUGGCUCGAGGAAAUUAGCUCUGCACCACCAACUAAGGAUCCGCCUGCGGAACUUGGCCUUGAGGACAUACUCGAGACAACACGAGGCCCAACGGAACUUUCGGAAGCCUUCGACGCGCCUACAGAGGAUUUGUUUGGCGACCCCAAACCCCCACUUCCCAGAACACCAAGUAGUCCUCUCAACUGAUGAAAUCGUCGCUGAGCCCUCUCUCGUCGAUCUGGUCAACGAAACACGCAGUCCAAUGCAACUUUCAAAAGCCAUUGAUGCACCUACCGAAGAUUUGUUUGGCGACCUAGACCCAGAGCCUUUACACGAACAGGCUCAAUAUCCAAUAAUCCUUGAAGCUGAUGAGAUCGUCGAUGAGCACUCUCAUGUCGAUUCGGUCCACGAAAACCUUCAUACAACGACUGUCCUUACUACGGAGCCUCUCCAUGAAGAACUCCGUAUUGUUGCAAAGGAUCUCACAGGCCUGGCUCAAGGCGACCUCAAUUAUGACCCUCGCCAAAACUCCCCCUCUAUCGUCGAGCAGUCCUCCCAGGAUGCUGAUCCAGUUGUUUCUCAAGACAUACCGGUCGUUCCUUCCGUUGAAGAAUCGGAGCAACCAGCUCUCGAAAGCAUCAAUAUGGCUGCAUCAGAAUUCCAGGAAACAGCUAUUGCUGAAGUUGAUGAGUUGCAACCUAUCGUGGAAGGUUCCAAUCGAGUCCCCGGAGCUGCUGCUACAGUGGAGAAUGUCGAAGAAGCCGAAACCGUGAAGCCAAUUGUCCCUUUCAUCGAACACGACGAAACCUCAGACACCAUGAAGCCCUCUGUACAACCAGUCGAACCUCCCACCGAGGACGCGGCAGUCGUGGUAGAGGAAACUCCGCUCGUUCAACCCUCCGAGGCUUUCCUACCCAGCCCCAUUCUUGUUAACGACUCUUCUGAGAGCAUUCCAAUCAAGGACGACAAUACAACCCUGCCCAUCUCAACGGACUCGCCUCGCAAACCCGGGCUGUUUUUCCCUGACUACGAAGGCGAGGAGCCGCUAUCUGACGAAGAACCCAUUCAAUCCGACGGGUUUUUCAGUGGCCAGCAGUAUUACGUCAUAGAGUCUGACGAAGUUGAUCAACUUGAAGACGACGAAUACGAUGUGGGACAGAUUGACGCACGUACCAUAUCACGCAGUGUGUCCAUCGACCCUGCACACCAGCACUUCAUUGUAGAGGAGCGAUUAACGGAGGAGCCAGAACAACAAGAUGAUGACACUGGUGUCGAUAUCGUUGCAUUAGACGAGUUGGAGCCGAUUCUUGAGGAGACGCCGAUCGAAAUGCAGGCCGAAGAAGCAACAAUACCUCCCAGCUGGAGCCCGUCACUUCCUGUUCAUGUUCCGAUGCCCGUUCUGGCGGACCCUAUGGCAUUAGAUCCUUCAGAGCCCACUUCGCCAGAUGAGGCUGAACUAGCAUCCUCCCCGAAGAUUUCGACCCCUCUGCCGGCCUCUUUGUUACGCGCGAAGCAUGUAUCAAGCUUGUUCACGCCUGCUGGCUCAAUGCCCGGAACGCCAACCGAGUUGGAUGUGGAGCAAGCACAACUUCAGUCCCCGCAAGCCGUCAUUGUCGAAGAAUCGCCUGAGGAUGCCCAGACUGAAGUUAUUCCCGACAAAUCAGAGUUUACAGCCCCGGCCAUCAGCGCAUCGUCCAAUACCGAAUCGUUGCCGGCCGAAGCUGAACCCACGAUCCAAUCUUCAGUCGACAUUCCAACGACAGCUCCGCCCCUUCGUCGACAGCCUUCCGCGCCAUCAUUGCAGUCGGACCCUUACCCUUACAGCCUAUCGACACCAGGGGACAUUUUAAUCAACAGUGAAAUUGAAGGGAUCGCAGACUCGGGCCCAUCGACAGCGACAGAGUCUGAGGCAAUGUCGGGAUCAGAGGAGACGGCAUCCGCGGUGACAUCAUACGAGAUUAGCGAAUUGGAAGCCAAAGAACUCGAGUCCGGAGAUAAUUCUCUUGUUCAAGACACGAUACCUGUGGAUCUUGACACAGAGGAACAAGCCGUCGAACCCGCGCCACCCGUUCAAGAUUUGGCAACUGACAUGCCCAAAGUUGACCUUGCUGAACCAAUGGCUGAGGUUACCCCAACACCAUUGUCUACGGCUGUGCCAGAGACAGAUGAGACCGAUGGUGAUGCCAAUGUCCCCGAAGCGAAACCUGCUGCCACAGAUGAACAAGCCAGUCCCACGACGGAGUCAGAAUCUGGGUCUCUGAAACGGAAACGAGAUGACGCUGAAGAUGACACGCUGCCUUCUACACGCCCCAACUUUGGUAAAGUGGCGCGAUCGCGACUGUCUGGUCGAGGCAAAGGCAAGCGGAAAGGAAAGGGCAGAGAAGACGAUGAUACCUCUUCUUCCAGCUCGAGCGCUGAUUCUGCUGCUCGUUUAUUGGAGGAGGACCUGCCACUCUCGUCCGUCGUUGGAACUCCAAGUGAUGGGGGGUCUUCCUUUGUCCUUGAGUCAUCCCCCACACAUUCAAGAGGCAAAGUCAUCAAGGUUAUCCGCUCUCAACGAUCUCAAUCUGAGUUGGCACCCACUCCACCCCCGCCACCGCCACCGCCUCCAUUGCCUCCGGUGUUGAUGCAUGCGCAUUCACAUAACCGACGACCUGCGCUACCGCCGCGACAGUCAACCCAACCCAAACCUCGGCCUCCGCCUUUGCAAGCAACACCCUCGCGAGGAAGCUUCACGAUGCCUCUUUCCCCAUCAACGCCAUCAGAUCUUACAUCAUCAGUGAUGACACCGGCGCCAAUCCGCAAGCCAACGGCUGCACCAGUGACGGCCGGCACGCCCAUGACCCGUGCCCAUUGUCGGUACCACAAAGUCAGCUUACCGGAAAAUGCAGGAGACGAUGACGACGAUGACCGCAGCGGACCGAGACGGACGUUCGUUGUUCCUGGUUGUUCGUUAACCGACACCGAUCUCAUGAAGGAGGAGAACAUCCUCGAUGAGGGCAAUGCCACAGAUGUUGAUGGCGAGCGCAUGGUCGGCAAUGUCGAGUAUUUGGGACUCAGCGCAUACUUGAUCGGUGUGUUGCGGCAUCUCGUCGGCGUGGAUAUUAUGCGGGAGGGCGAAGUCUAUUACCUGCCCAAGGAGGACGAGGAGGUAAAGGCUGUCGCCGUUGCACCAUCACCACAGGUUCCAGGCAGCAGCCAGCCGCUGACGCGCGAAAAGAGCAAAAUGCGAGCGUCAAUGUCGCUUGCUGACCUCCCGCUGUCGCCUGCGACUUCGGUCUCGUCAUCCCGGCCACCGCAUUCUGUUGCUGGCUCGUCCUCGACCGCGUCUGUCUCGCUGUCAAGACGGAAACGCGGCGGAAAAAGGAACGGGGGUUCGCCAGCGCCAUCCCAAAUAUUUUCCCAGGACGGCGGGUCGGAUGACGAGAACCAGAGCCCCGCUGCGAAGAAGAUACGUGCGGCGGAGCUGGAAGGCAUACGGGCGGCCACGGAAAACAGUCCUUUGCGUACACGAAGAGGGACAAAGAGGGUGGACAGCGAAUCAGCUGAUUACGCGCCUGAGGCAGAGGAGGAGCUAGAUGAUGAUGAUGAGGACGAGGUUCAGACCAAGAAGAAGAGAAAGCGGAAUGGGAAGGGCGAAGAGCGCAAGAGUAAAAAACUCAAGAUGCGCGAGAGUAUUGGACCGGCGCAGUGA
Molecule: messenger RNA, 3801 nt
Organism: Mycena indigotica
Lineage: Eukaryota; Fungi; Basidiomycota; Agaricomycetes; Agaricales; Mycenaceae
Exons: 5
Coding region: 1-3801 (1266 amino acids)
Source: RefSeq, a predicted model, not a curated record